Messenger RNA from Torulaspora globosa, 2340 nucleotides. RefSeq names its product dynamin-like GTPase SEY1 (gene SEY1). The transcript has a single exon. Gene Ontology annotation, molecular function: GTP binding; GTPase activity. Gene Ontology annotation, cellular component: endoplasmic reticulum. Gene Ontology annotation, biological process: endoplasmic reticulum membrane fusion. Bases 1 to 2340 code for a protein of 779 amino acids. The record is from RefSeq and is a predicted model, not a curated record. Lineage: Eukaryota; Fungi; Ascomycota; Saccharomycetes; Saccharomycetales; Saccharomycetaceae.
AUGGGCGAGUCUGAUGGCACUCAACAAGCCAUUCAACUAAUUGAUGAGCAAAAGCGAUUUCAUGCUGAUGUCUUGGCGCAUUUCAAGGAGUGGAUAGGCCACCGUGACGUUGGAUUGAACUACCAUGUUAUUGCUGUGUUUGGAUCCCAAUCUAGUGGUAAAUCGACUUUGUUGAAUACCCUCUUCAAUACCUCAUUCGAUACUAUGGAUGCUCAGUUCAGAAGGCAGCAAACCACCAAGGGUAUAUGGUUGGCUCACACAAAUCAUGUCAAUACCGUGACGGAGUCAACGGCCAAGGGCUCUGAUCUGUUUGUAUUAGAUGUUGAAGGCUCUGACGGCGCCGAGAGAGGCGAAGAUCAGGAUUUUGAACGUAAGGCUGCGUUGUUCGCCAUUGCGGUCUCCGAAGUAUUGAUCGUCAACAUGUGGGAGCAGCAAAUCGGGCUUUACCAAGGUAAUAAUAUGGCUCUUUUGAAGACCGUUUUCGAAGUUAACCUAUCUUUAUUUGGCAAGAACAGAAAUGGCCAUAAAGUGCUGCUGUUGUUUGUGAUUAGAGAUCAUGUCGGUUUAACACCUAUGAGCAGCCUGAGUGAAUCGCUGGUUUCAGAGUUGGAGAAAAUUUGGUCGGAAUUAAGCAAACCUACAGAAUGUAGCGAAGCCUUGCUCACUGAUUUUUUCGAUCUUGAGUUUGUGGGGCUGGCACACAAACUCCUACAGCCAAAAGAGUUUGAAAACGACGUGAGAGCUUUGGGAGAUCAUUUCGUUUUUGAGAACCGUUCUUCAUACUAUUUCAAACCUGCAUAUCAUCAUCGUUUGCCUUUGGAAGGAUGGACCAUUUACUCGCAGAACUGCUGGGAACAGAUCGAGAACAAUAAGGACUUGGACCUCCCAACUCAACAGAUACUCGUCUCACGAUUUAAGACAGAAGAAAUUGCGGAUGAGGCGCUUAAAAACUUUUCUGCAAAUUAUCAUGAGAGCAUUGAGCCCAUGAUUGACGACAAGGACAAACUGAUUCGUGCUAUGAAAAAGCUCAGAGAAAGCUGCUUAGAUGAAUAUGACAGACAAGCCUCCAGAUACCUCGAGACUGAAUAUCUGGAGAAAAGACAAGGACUGCAGAAAAAUAUGGUCAGUAAAUUCACAGCAACGGUCGGAGAGUUUUUGACUAACUUCUCGAACUCUCUGUUGAAGGCCACUAGAGCUGCUAUUGAAGACAAAAAUAGCAAUAAAAGCUUUGCGGAGAGAUCUGAAGCUUCCCAAUUGAGUACCAAAGAGAAGUUUGCUGGAGUUGUCGAAGAAUUUAGUAAGGAAGAGUUCAUUAGCUCACCUGGGGAACUGACCUGUGAUUUUGAAAACGAUCUGCUGAAAGAAGUUGAGGAACUACGGGAGAAAGAAAUAACCGCAAUAAUGACUCGGGCUAAGAAAACCAUUACCUUGACAAUAAAGGACACGACGAUUAGCCUUCUUUCUCACCCUGAGCUCGAUGUAUGGGACAAAGUUAUGGAAAUGUUUGAGAGUACGAUCAAAGAAUCUAUUCACAAGUUUAUGGAAGACAACGGAGAGUACAACUUCCGAGUUGGAUUAUCUAGCGAACAAAAUGACAAGCUUGUUCGGCAGAUAUACCAUACUGGGUGGCAUUUACUGAAUGUAACAGUUCAUGACUAUUUGAAAGAAGAUACUGUAGUCGGAAUCUUGAGAGACAGGUUCGAAUCAAAAUUCAGGUAUGAUGACAGCGGUUCGCCAAGGCUGUGGAAGAGUGAAGAAGAAAUUGAUCAGGCGUUUCGGGUGGCAAAGGGGCACGCUCUUGAAGUUUUAGGCGUGCUUUCACUCGCGGCAACUUCCGACAAUGUCGAGAUCAUUGCUAAAUUUGACGAUUGUGAAGAUGAAGAAGACGAAUUCUACAAAGAUGACGUAGGCAUAUACCAUUCGAAAAGGUUUGCUCAUAUUCUGAAUGAAAUUCAAAAGGAAAAGGUCUUACAACAGUUCCGAAGACAAAUCAACGUCACUGUCCUGGAUAGUAAAAGAUCAAUUCUAAAAUCAACCACUUCUAUUCCCGUCUGGAUUUACGUUAUUAUCGUUAUCUUAGGUUGGAAUGAGUUCAUGAUGAUCAUCCGCAACCCAUUGUUCGUCACUUUGACGUUAAUCCUAGCUGUCGGUUUCUACUUCGUGAACAAGUUCGGGCUGUGGGGUCCAGUAUACAGUGUUGCACAAUCUGCAGUUGGGGAAACGAGAAACACAAUAAAGGAAAAGCUGAGAAGUCUUGUUCUUGAUGAACACGAACGAAAGCCAGUUGCGGUUGCCGAAUCGCUUGAAAUGAAAGACAUGUCAAAGAAUAAUGAGCUGUGA